This is a messenger RNA of Pseudomassariella vexata, 1584 nucleotides long. RefSeq names its product general substrate transporter. The transcript has 9 exons. Gene Ontology annotation, molecular function: carbohydrate:proton symporter activity. Gene Ontology annotation, cellular component: membrane. NCBI's taxonomy places the organism in Eukaryota, Fungi, Ascomycota, Sordariomycetes, Amphisphaeriales, Pseudomassariaceae. Gene Ontology annotation, biological process: carbohydrate transport; transmembrane transport. Bases 1 to 1584 code for a protein of 527 amino acids. The record is from RefSeq and is a predicted model, not a curated record.
AUGGCGCUGAAAUCAGCGGGCAGGCUGCAGCUCAUCUUCCUCGCCAUCGUCAACUCAGUGUCGAUGGCCCAUUUCGGAUAUGACCAGGUUCCUCACCACAGUCCUGCUUCUCUGCCGGUUGCUAACUCAAAACACCCUCAGGGGAUUUUCUCGGGGGCACUGAUUUCCGCCGACUUCAUCAAGCUUUUCCCAGAGACAAGUGAUCCAAACAUUUCUGGUAUCACGUCUAGUUGUUUUUCGCUGGGAGCCUUCUUCGGCUGCAUCGCGGCCUUCCUUCUCGGUGACAGAUUGGGUCGGCGACGAACCGUCUGGGCAGGUCUGUUCACCAACGUAAUUGGAGCAGUCUUGCAGAUUGCAGCCUACCACUUACCGCAGAUGAUCGUCGGACGACUUAUCAACGGCUUUGGCAUGGGUUUAACGUCGUCUACGUGUCCCGUUUUCAUGGCCGAGACCUCUCCCUCCCAUAUCAGGGGCAAGCUGGUGGUUCUAGGAUCUCUCUGCAACACAACGGGAUUCUGUCUUGCUAGUUGGAUAAACUACGCCCUGUUCAACGACAACGGACCCCUCCAGUGGCGAUUCCCUUUAGCCUUCCAGCUCGUGUUUCCACUGAUAGUGACCCUGUUCUUACCCUUCACUAUCGAGUCGCCAAGAUGGCUACUGCUGAGAGGACGCAACUACGAUGCUCAGAGAGCCCUAUGCCAGUUGCGAGGCAAAGGGCAAAAUCUCGAGGACAAGGAUCUGAACGAUGACAUGAAAUCCAUCCAGCAGGCUAUCCAGGAUGAGAGAGCCGACCUCUCGACUCUUCGAGAAACCCUGCUUUUCCGAGACCCCAAUCGGAAUUUCCGCCGACUCCUGCUGAGCUGCGGCACAAUGGUCAUGCAACAGUUCAGCGGUGUAAAUGCACUAAGCUACUAUCUGCCCACUCUGUUGAUCCAGUCGGUUGGCGUGUCCAGUGAGAAUGCGAGGCUGCUUACCGGGGCAAACGCCACCGUCUACCUUGGAGCAGCGUUCCUGUGCCUCCUACUGGUUGAUCUGGUUGGAAGGCGAAAGCUCAUGAUGUAUGGCUCUGUAGCGAUGGGGUCAUGCUAUCUGAUUGCCGCAGUCACCCUGAAGGAGGCGUCGCUGCAUCCGGAACAGAAAACGACACUGGGCAGUGUCACUGUGGCCAUGUUCUUUCUGUAUUACUUCUUCUAUGGAACCAGCUUCGCCAAGGUCGCUUGGGUCUACAAUGCAGAAGUUAAUAGCCUAGGGUGGCGAACCCGAGGCGCUGCUGCUGCUACCGCAACUAAUUGGCUGGGCGGCUUCACCACCGUCCAGUUCACCAAGGUUGGCGUCAACAAUCUCGGCUGGGGCUUCUAUCUCCUGUUCUCGUGCUUCUGCUACUCCUACCUUCCCGUUGUUUACCUUCUGUACCCCGAAACCUCGCGGCGCACCCUGGAGGACAUGACGGAAAUUUUCAAGGGAAACAGUCGCUUGCUGGUCUUCAACAAUCACAUUCUGACACAGAGAAAGAGACCUCAGGUGUUCAUUGAUGCCGAACGCAGACGCAUUGACGGUCGCACUUCGGGUACUGGCAAUGUUUAG